GAUGACAAAGGAAAGAGAGUGAGUGAGUGGUCAAGGGAGCGGGUCCGAGGGAACAGAAAGGAAGUCUGACCAGUCGAAUGCCCCCUGCGAUUUCCCAAUCGCUCCCAACUUCCUCUUCUUCAAAGUGGCCCGUUGGCGAGCGUGGGCAGGGCAGGCGGGAACUGAAAGGGGAGGAAGCACUAUUUCAACAGAAGCCUUUCCUCUCUUUCAUGCCUCUGCCUGCGAUGGUCCGCGGUGAGCAUGUGGCGUCGCCCGUCCCGGGGAGAGAAACAUCCCAGCUUCCAGCCUCUCUCCUCCGCGUCCGCGACGCCCUCAUGCCCGCAACGCCGCUCAGGAACGGCCUCUGUCGCCUCUGCGCCUACUUGGAGGAACUGGAGGCUGCGGAGCUGAAGAAGUUCAAGUUAUACCUGGGGACUGCGGCAGGGAUCGGGGAGGGCAGGAUCCCCUGGGGGCGGAUGGAGCCCGCGGGUCCCCUGGAGAUGGCCCAGCUGCUCGCUGCACACUGCGGGGUCCGGCAGGCCUGGCUGCUGACCCUGAGCAUCUUCGAGCGGAUCAACCGGAAGGACCUGUGGGAGAGAGGACAGAGAGAGGACCUGGUGAGGGACCCUCCAUCUGGUGGCCCGUCCUCACUGGGGAGCCAGUCAGCAUGCUUUCUGGAAGUCUUCCCUGAAACGCCAAGAAAAGAUCCCCGGGAAACCUACAGGGACUACGUCCGCAGGAAAUUCCGGCUGAUGGAAGACCGCAAUGCGCGCCUCGGCGAGUGCGUCAACCUCAGCCAUCGGUACACGCGGCUCCUCCUGGUGAAGGAACACUCCAAUCCCAUGUGGACCCAGCAGAAGCUUCUGGACACAGGCCGGGGACAUGCGAGAACCGCAGGCCACCAGGCCAGCCUCAUCCAGAUGGAGGCCCUCUUUGAACCAGACGAGGAGCGCCCGGAGCCGCCGCGCACCGUGGUCCUGCAGGGUGCGCCCGGGAUGGGCAAAUCCAUGCUGGCCCACAAGGUGAUGCUGGACUGGGCGGAUGGGAAACUCUUCCAAGACAGGUUUGAUUAUCUCUUCUACAUCAACUGCAGGGAGAUGAAUCAAGGUACCACAGAGAGGAGCGCACAAGACCUCAUCGCCAGUUGCUGGCCUGAGCCCAGCGUGCCCCUCCAGGACCUUGUCCAGGCUCCUGAGCGCCUCCUCUUCAUUAUCGACGGCUUUGACGAGCUCAAGCCAUCUUUCCACGACCCGCAGGGCCCCUGGUGCCUCUGCUGGGAGAAGGAACGGCCCACGGAGGUUCUCCUUAGCAGCCUGAUUCGGAAGAAGCUGUUGCCCGAGCUGUCCUUGCUCAUCACCACGCGGCCCACGGCUCUGGAGAAACUCCACCGCUUGCUCGAGCACCCCAGGCACGUGGAGAUCCUGGGCUUCUCCGAGGCAGAAAGGAGGGAGUACUUCUACAAGUACUUCCACAGCGAGGAGCAGGCCGGCCAAGCCUUCAGUUUUGUGAGGGACAACGAGCCCCUCUUCACCCUGUGCUUCGUCCCCAUGGUGUGCUGGGUGGUUUGCACCUGCCUCAAGCAGCAGUUGGAGGGUGGGGGGCUGUUAAGCCAGACGUCCAGGACCACGACCGCCGUGUACAUGCUCUACCUUCUGAGUUUGCUGCAACCCAAGCCGGGGACCCCAGCCCUGAAGUCCCCGCCCAACCAUAGAGGGCUGUGCUCCCUGGCGGCGGACGGGCUCUGGAAUCAGAAGAUCCUGUUUGAGGAGCAGGACCUCCGGAAGCACGGCCUAGAUGCGGCGGAUGUCUCCUCCUUCCUCAACAUGAACAUCUUCCAGAAGGACAUCAACUGUGAGAAGUUCUACGGCUUCAUCCACCUGAGUUUCCAGGAAUUCUUCGCCGCCAUGUACUACGUCCUGGAUGAUGGGGAAGGGGGGCCCGGCCCAGAGCGCAGCGUCAGGCGGCUGCUGGCUGAAUACGGGUUUUCAGAACGGAGUUUCCUGGCCCUCACCGUGCGCUUCCUGUUCGGACUCCUGAACGAGGAGACGAGGAGCUACCUGGAGAAGACUCUUUGCUGGAAGGUCUCACCUCACAUCAAGGUGGAACUGUUGGAGUGGAUCCAAAGCAAAGCUCGGAGCGAGGGUCCUACCCUGAAGCAGGGCUCCCUGGAAUUCUUCAGCUGUCUGUACGAGCUCCAGGAGGAGGAAUUUAUCCAACAAGCCCUGAGCCACUUCCAAGUGGUCGUGGUCAGCAAUGUCUCCACCAAGAUGGAACACAUGGUUUCCUCGUUCUGUGCGCAGAGCUGCAGGAGCGCCCAGGUGCUGCAGCUGUACGGGGCUGCCUACAACGCGGACGGGGAAGACGGGCUGAGAUGGCCCCAGGCGCCUCCCGCGCAGCUGCCCGAGAGAAACGUCUUACCAGAUGCUUACAGCGAACAGCUUGCUUCUGCCCUGAGCACCAAUCCCAACCUCGUGGAGCUGGUUUUGUACAGCAAUGCCCUGGGGGGCCGGGGGGUGAAGCUGCUCUGUCAAGGACUCAGACACCCCAACUGCAAACUUCAGAAUCUGAGGUUGAAGCGGUGCCAAGUUUCCAGCUCUGCCUGCCAGGACCUCACCGCCGCGCUGACAGCCAACAAACACUUAGUAAGGAUGGACCUGAGCGGCAACGAUCUUGGGCUGCCGGGCAUGAAGCUGCUUUGUGAGGGGCUCCGGCAUCCCAAGUGCAGGCUACAGAUGUUGCAGUUGAGGAAGUGUCAGCUGGACGCGGGGGCUUGCCAGGAGAUGGCCUCCGUGCUCAGCACCAGUCGACAUCUGGCGGAGCUGGAUCUCACAGGAAAUGCGCUGGAGGGUUCGGGCCUGAGGCUCUUGGGUCGAGGCUUGAGGCACCCAGACUGCAGGCUGCGAAUCUUGUGGUUGAAGAUUUGCCACCUCACUGCGGCUGCUUGUGAAGACCUGGCUUCCACCCUCAGUGUGAACCAGAGCCUAAUGGAGCUGGACCUAAGCCUGAAUGACCUGGGGGACCCCGGGGUGCUGCUGCUGUGUGAAGGUCUCAGGCAUCCCCAGUGCAAACUCCAGACUCUCCGGCUGGGCAUUUGCCGGCUCAGCUCCGCAGCCUGCGAGGGUCUCUCCGCUGUGCUCCAGGUCAACCAGCAUCUCCGGGAGCUGGACCUGAGUUUUAAUGACCUGGGAGACCUCGGCAUGUGGUUGCUGUGUGAGGGGCUACGACACCCCACCUGCAGGCUCCAGAAACUGUGGCUGGACAGCUGCGGCCUCACAGCCAAAGCAUGUGAGGAGAUCUCUUCCACCCUAGGGGUCAACCAGACCCUCACGGAGCUUUAUCUGACCAACAACGCCCUGGGCAACACAGGUGUCAGGCUGCUAUGCAAGAGGCUGAGUCAUCCUGGCUGCAAGCUCCGAGUCCUCUGGUUAUUUGGAAUAGACCUGAAUAAAGUGACCCACAGAAGUCUGGCAGCACUUCGAGUAAUGAAACCUUACUUGGACAUUGGCUGCUGAAUGGUUCCAUCGGCUGCUUCCCUUGCAGUCAGGACGGAGGAGGAUCAUCCCGGGACUCGCUAACCAACAAUCCAGCUCUUCAAGAGAAAAUCCGCUGCAGGAUAACCCUUGCUGCUUGAGGGUCUACGGAGCUUGGAGGUUUAGGUCUGGGAAUGUUGGUGCCCUGGAGAGAAUUCAGGGCAGGGCCAGAUUCUAGAGCAGCUCACAACUGAGGGCCAUUUUCGUGUCCCCACUGGGGAACAUGGCAGUGUCAGAGGAUGUUGGUGUGGGGGAGCUACUUGUGUCUAGUGGGAAGAGGAUAAAUGUCUUAAAAUGCCUAAGACAGCCCCCAACGACAAAGCGUUUAGCUUACAUGCCAGCUGUGCAGGAGCUGAGUAACCUUAUUCUCAAUUAUUGGGACAGUUUGGAAGGCCGGUGCAACUUUGAACAAUUGCCACACCAACCCCCCUUGCAACCUUGUUUUUGCACCUUAACUCUGGUCGCCCUGGCCGGAGCCAGGACGGUGGUUGAAACCUGCAGGCUGACCCACACCAUUUCACUGAAGGCGUGAACCAGGAAACUUCAGGCUAUGUCAAUGACUGGUGGAAAACUUCAGGACAGCAUGAGCCUACCGGGCUGAAGCUAUCUGGAAGAGCCAGCGUUAUGAAGCAGUAUUUUAAGAUUUUGCGAUAUUGUAACCUAAAGAUGUUGGUUGGUUAAGCCCAGUCCCUGAGGACCUCAUUCCCGUGGCCAUCAAUAUCCUGGCUAUGCACACAACCACUAUGAACCCAAUAAAUAUUAGGUACAGAGCCCUUGGCUUCCCAAGCCUCAGAGCCCGAGCCCACCCCACCUUGAACAGCUUCUGCAACAGCUUUCCACAAACCCCUAAUUGGGCCAGGCUCUUUAAGGCUGACCCCCACUUCAACCCUUAGUCUGCAUCGGGGUUAAUGAAAUCUGGGUAUGAAUUGCAGAGCAUGCCCCUUAAAGGUAGAUUUUCUGGUUUCACAGUAUAAUAUAUUAACUAGCAACAACAUAGUUCCCAGGGCUUGAAUUUGCUGGUCACUUAAUGGCCCGGGAGCUGGAAUAGCGUGGGGAGGGGCCACUGGGCAGUUUGUAAAGAGAUAGGACACCCACAAGUGAUGUUCAAAUUCCUCCAUUAUAUACAAACAGCCAACUUCUAUAAAUGGAGUUUCUGUAAA
Messenger RNA from Vicugna pacos (alpaca), 4669 nucleotides. RefSeq names its product NLR family pyrin domain containing 12 (gene NLRP12). Gene Ontology annotation, molecular function: protein binding. Gene Ontology annotation, cellular component: cytoplasm. The record is from RefSeq and is a predicted model, not a curated record. NCBI's taxonomy places the organism in Eukaryota, Metazoa, Chordata, Mammalia, Artiodactyla, Camelidae. Gene Ontology annotation, biological process: negative regulation of inflammatory response; positive regulation of MHC class I biosynthetic process; negative regulation of canonical NF-kappaB signal transduction.